Molecule: messenger RNA, 981 nt
Organism: Cetraspora pellucida
Lineage: Eukaryota; Fungi; Glomeromycota; Glomeromycetes; Diversisporales; Gigasporaceae
Source: the annotation of a GenBank genome assembly
AUGGAGACUCUAUGGAAACUUGAUGGACUUGAGGACAGAAUAAAAGCUCAUAACGAUUUUAUAGAUUCUGUCAUAAGUUUAAUACCUCCUAAACAUUACUUUAAAAAUUAUCCUAGCAUUUCAGACGAUGAGGACAAGCAAUCUCAAUAUCGUAAGACAAAAAAAGGCUCCAAAAAAGGUUUCAAGGAGCAAAAGAAAAUAAACAAAAGAACAAAGUUUGAUCCCAAUAAUUUAAAGACUGUAACUGAUAUUCAGCAAGAAAAACUAAACAAAAACAAAGAGAAAAUUAAAGAGGUAGAUGAAAAGUUAGAUGAUAGUAAAUCAGUUAAGAAACAUGGCGAAUUAAAGACUAACAGUGAAAAAGUCAACGCCUUGAGAGAGGAAAGUGACGAUUCAAAAUUUGACAGUGAAGAUGCGCCAUUAUCAGUUCAGAAAAUUAAAUUUGCGGAACGUACUUCUAAUUCCCCGGUGCAUUUAUCGAUUUCUGAGCGUCUUGCUCGACUACGUCUUGCAAAACAAACACCAGAUCCAAACUCAAUCAAAAAUAACCAUGCUAAGAAUGAUUCUACGCAAGGUUUACCGGGAGAUGUUAAUAGCAUUCAGUAUGCCAAAUUUGAUUUUGAUGAUAAUAAAAAAAAGAAAAAGCUAGAUAAUGCGCAAUUGAUUAAUAAAUUAAAAAGUAAAGCGGAAAAGUUCGAGAAAUUAAAGAAAGAAGAUCCAGAGAAGGCUGCAGAAUUACGCGAAAAUGAGGCAUGGUCUAAAGCUCUACAAAAGGCACGAGGCGAAAAAAUUAAAGAUGAUCCCAAGUUAUUAAAGAGAACUAUUAAAAAGAUCAACUUUAAAAAGAAAAGUAGUGAAAAAGCAUGGAAGGAACGAGUUGAAGCGGUUGCUAAGACUCAAGCUGAGCGGCAACAAAAAAGAACAGCAAACAUUCAAGCUCGUAUUGAUGCAAAGAAGAAUAAGAAGCGCAAAAAAUCUUAA